Phascolarctos cinereus (koala) is the source of this 1821-nucleotide messenger RNA. RefSeq names its product RNA binding motif protein 45 (gene RBM45). Gene Ontology annotation, molecular function: RNA binding. The record is from RefSeq and is a predicted model, not a curated record. Lineage: Eukaryota; Metazoa; Chordata; Mammalia; Diprotodontia; Phascolarctidae.
GGCGGCUGACUGCCGUCGGUAUCCAGGGCGAGGGGAGAGUAACGGCCACGGCGGGGACCACGGAGAUCGAAAGGGACUGGUGGUGUUCGGGCGGCGUCUGGGGCGCCAUGGACGAAGCCAGCAGCUGUGGCAGCGGGGGCGGCUUCCGCCCCGGGGUGGACAGCCUGGACGAGCCGCCCAACAGCCGCAUCUUUCUGGUGAUCAGCAAGUACACGCCGGAGUCGGUGCUGAGGGAACGCUUCUCGCCCUUCGGGGAGAUCCAGGACAUCUGGGUGGUGCGGGACAAGCACACCAAGGAGUCCAAAGGCAUCGCCUUCGUCAAGUUCGCCCGCAGCUCUCAGGCCUGCAGGGCCAUGGAGGAGAUGCACGGACAGUGCCUCAGCCCCAGCGACUCCAAGCCCAUCAAGGUUUUCAUUGCCCAGGCAAGAUCAUCUGGGAGCCACCGGGAUGUUGAAGAUGAAGAACUUACAAGAAUCUUUGUCAUGAUACCAAAAUCAUACACAGAAGAAGAUCUAAGGGAUAAAUUUAAGGUCUAUGGAGACAUUGAGUAUUGCAGCAUUAUUAAGAAUAAAAGCACUGGAGAAAGUAAAGGUUUGGGCUAUGUAAGAUACUUAAAACCGUCGCAAGCUGCCCAGGCCAUAGAAAACUGUGAUCGAAGUUUUAGAGCAAUCUUGGCUGAACCUAAAAAUAAAGCAUCUGAAUCUUCUGAACAAGAUUAUUAUAGUAGUAUGAGGCAGGAGGCAUUGGGACAUGAACAUAGAGUAAAUAUGUUUCCUUUUGAAGAACAGCCAGAAUUUCCCUCUUUUGAAAAGAAUGAUAUCCGAGGCCAGGAGACCAUCUCCAAACGCUUGUCAGUGGUAUCACGAGUUCCUUUCACACAAGAGCAGCUCUGCAGCAUUUUUGAUAUAGUCCCAGGCUUGGAAUAUUGUGAAGUCCAACGAGAUCCUUACUCUAACUAUGGUCAUGGAGUGGUUCAGUAUUUUAACGUAGCAUCAGCUAUAUAUGCAAAAUACAAGCUACAUGGAUUUCAGUACCCUCCUGGAAAUCGGAUAGGUGUCUCAUUCCUUGACGAUGGAAGCAAUGGAACAGACCUCCUUAGAAAAAUGGCAACCCAGAUGGUCGCUGCACAGCUUGCAUCAAUGGUGUGGAAUAACCCUGGUCAGCAACAAUUUCUGGCAUCUUUGCAAUUUGGAGGAAGUUCUGGGUCUCAGUUGCCUCAGAUUCAAACAGAUAUUGUGCUUCCAUCAUGUAAAAAGAAAGCCCCGCCUGAAACUGCUGUGAAGGAAAGGCUUUUUAUUGUGUUUAAUCCUCAUCCCUUACCUUUGGACAUACUGGAGGAUAUAUUCUGCUUAUUUUGUUUCAGUCGUUUUGGGAAUCUGAUUGAAGUCUACCUUGUAUCAGGAAAAAAUGUGGGGUAUGCCAAGUAUGCAGAUAGAACAAGUGCUAAUGAUGCCAUAGCUACUUUACAUGGGAAAAUUUUGAAUGGCGUCAGGCUUAAAGUUAUGUUGGCAGAUUCACCCAGAGAAGAAUCUAACAAAAGGCAAAGAACGUAUUGAUGAUACAGAACAGAUACUAAAUAUUGACAUAACCCUCAGCUGACUGACUGAAAAAUGUGACUGGACGCACUCCCUGUGGACAGUUGACAGCUUUUUUUGUAUAAUUUGCUAGUUUGUGCACAACAUUGUCUUGCUGGGGGGAGCAGAGUUUGCAGACAUGUAUUUUAAAUCCACGCAUUUAUGCUAAAAGUAAUACAGUAGUUGUUUGAAGAGAAAUGUGUUUUGUUAUGUUUAGAAGAAAUAAAGUUUUCUUUGUUUCACUAAA